UCUUGAAAUUUCUCCGUCUCCAGAAGCUCUCGUCACAUAGAGAGAGAAUUGAACCAGUCUUCUCUCUGUUUUUCUUCCAUGUGAAUUCAAAGCUUUGCAAGUCAUAGUCCACUCGCAGACGUAUAAAUGCGGUAUUUUCUUUGAUAUUUGCAGAUAUUUCUGCGUGUGAAUCGGAAAUGCCGAGCAUAACGGUGAAGCUAUACAGCGUCUUGUUCAAAUUCUUCCUCAAGCGCAAGUUACAAGCUCUGCUUGAAUCUCAUACUCGGAACCCAUAUGGUGUUGUUUCGCGGCCGGAUGAGGCCGUUGCUGCCGCGAACCCAUGUUUUUCCGAUGACGGUGUUGCCACUAAGGACCUCCACAUCGACCCCGCGACUUCCCUUUCGCUGCGGAUUUUCCUCCCUGAUUCAGCCAUAAUUUCGGGUAAAUCAGUUCCGGAUCUUAGAGUCAGGGUUCCGAUGAGCAGGAGUUUGAAGAAAGUUUCGGAUAAUGGGGUUGUUUAUGGUGGGUACUCGCCUGAGAAAAACGGGCGGAAUUGCCGGAAAUUGCCCGUUAUUUUGCAGUUCCACGGUGGAGGGUGGGUAAGCGGUGGAAGUGAUACGGUAGCGAACGAUGUGUUUUGCAGGAGGAUAGCGAAAUUGUGCGACGCGGUGGUGGUUGCAGUGGGGUAUAGGUUGGCGCCGGAAAGUAGGUAUCCAGCUGCUUUUGAUGAUGGGGUGAAAGUCCUGAAUUGGUUGGGGAAGCAGGCGAAUUUGGCUGAGUGUGAUCGGUCUUGGGCGAAUGGGAGAGUUGGAGGUAUAGGGGGAGAAGAUGGGGGGAGAAGACAGAUUGUUGAUGGAUUUGGGGCGUCGAUGGUUGAGCCGUGGUUGGCAGCUCAUGGAGAUCCAUCUAGGUGUGUUCUUCUUGGAGCCAGCUGUGGUGCAAAUAUUGCUAACUAUGUUGCACGGUAUGCGGUCGAGGCAGGCAAGCGUCUAGACCCCGUAAGAGUGGUGGCUCAAGUCCUCAUGUACCCUUUCUUCAUUGGAAGCAUUCCCACACCUUCUGAGAUCAAACUAUGUAAUUCUUAUCUCUAUGACAAAUCUAUGUCUUUGCUCGCGUGGAAACUCUUCCUACCAGAAGACAAAUUAAACUUGGACCACCCAGCCGGCAACCCUUUCAACCCUGUACGGGAAGUACCCCUGAAACUCAUGCCACCAACACUGACAGUUGUGGCUGAGCACGAUUGGAUGCGUGACCGUGCUAUUUUAUACUCAGAGGAGCUUCGAAAGGCUAAAAUAGAUGCCCCCCUUCUUGAUUACAAGGACACAAUUCAUGAAUUUGCGACCCUUGAUGCGCUUCUCAAGACCCCUGAAGCCCAAGCUUGCUCUGAGGACAUUGCUAUAUGGGUGAAGAAAUAUAUAUCUCUGAGAGGUCAUGAGUUUUCUUAUUGAGUGAAUUGGAACAGAGAAACUCCAUUUUGUGGUGGUACGAUUUGUAGAAGCGCAGACAACUCCCCACUCUCUUCAAACUGGGAAGCUAUUAGUGUCGGUGACAUCAUUUGGAGUAAAUUUUGGUGGGCUCGGCCAUGGGAUUCUGUGUAGUGGCUGAGAUAUAUGGAAAGGACUGAGAAAUUUGUGCAAACUCUGGUAUACAGGUUGAGGUAGUGGAGUUUUUCCUUUUUUUCCUGUAUUUUUUUCCUGUAAGAUAGAUAAUGCUAGUGUAUAUUAUGAUGUUGGUCUCCGAAAAUCUGGAAGCCAGUUUUCCUGAUUGAAGACCGAGAGUCAUCGGUUUUACAAUUUAUUCUUUUUGACACUGAGCUCUCUUUUUGUACAGGAACAAGAGAAUAAAUGUGUAAUUUUUUGUAACUUGAUUAUCAUCUGUAUGAAAAUUUGACCGUUUUAAAGGAUCAUGAUGGAUUUUAUUGAAGUCA
Sesamum indicum (sesame) is the source of this 1906-nucleotide messenger RNA. RefSeq names its product putative carboxylesterase 11. Gene Ontology annotation, molecular function: hydrolase activity. Lineage: Eukaryota; Viridiplantae; Streptophyta; Magnoliopsida; Lamiales; Pedaliaceae. The record is from RefSeq and is a predicted model, not a curated record.